This is a messenger RNA of Symbiodinium natans, 2046 nucleotides long. Lineage: Eukaryota; Dinophyceae; Suessiales; Symbiodiniaceae. The record is from the annotation of a GenBank genome assembly.
AUGGCUUUCUGCAGCUGCGAUGGCGGGCCGCCGCCAGAGGAGUUUGUUUAUGAGGUCGUUCUCACCUCUCAGCUGGACAAACUCCGUGCCACAUUGCUUCAGCAUCACCGAACAGAGAUGGAGCGGCUGCGCCAGCAGAACCUGAAGCUCCGAACGGAGCUGGGCCUGGCGCGCCAGGGCAUUGAUUCUGAGGAGGACCCACUGGUGACCACCGUGGCGGACAAGGACCUUCCGGCUGCAAGCGCCCCGCUGUUGGUGGAAGUGCAUCCUGGAAGGGUUGAGCGAGACGAUGCGCUCAAACCCGCGGAGAGGUGGGCUCUUCUCGCUGCCUCCCUGCUGGACGGUGAGGCAGUGCAGCAGGAGGAUGGCCCCAGUUCUCCCUUGGCGGCAAGCUACGCGCCCGUGCCGCUGCAGAUGAAGGCUACCUGGGCGGCUGGCGUCCACCACAUGCGUCAAGUCAGAUCGUUUCGGACGACACUUACCGGAUUCAACUCCUCGCUGCGGAUGCAAGAUGCGGUGCAGGAGGAGGACAGCAUCUUCCAGCGCUUUGUUGUGGGCCCACGCAGCAAGCAGCAGAUGUUCUGGUCCACGCUGGGAACCCUUUGGAUCGUUUGGGAUCUGAUUACUAUCCCACUGGGCCUGUUCCAGGUCGAGGAGUUCAUCAAAGCAAUGAGCAACGUAGCACGGGUUUCCUUCGUGUAUUGGCUCUUUGACAUCCCCGUGCACUUCUUCUUCGGCGUCGAAAGAAAAGGGAAGCUCGAGAUGCGGCCUUCUGUCUUGGCGCGGCACUACUUGCGCUCAUGGUUCUGGGUGGAUGUCUUGAUCGUGGGGCUGGAUGCCACGCUGAUCACGGUGGAAGCUCUUCGUGACAUGGGAGUGAACUCGACCAUCUUUCGGUCGGCACGCUUCCUUCGAACACUCCGCCUCCUUCGGUUGCUGCGCCUUGUGCGUGUGGCCAAGUUGCAGCAGGAGCUCAUGCUCCUGGCAAACAGCUUUCUUUCGACCCACGCCUUUAUGGUUGUGAAGAUCUGCGUCGGGUUGGUGAUGAUGUUGAUGAUCAAUCACAUCAUCGCGUGCUGUUGGUACGGUAUCGGCACGUUUGACAUUGACGGCAAAAACUGGAUUGCACAAGCUGACAUGCAGACUGUGUCUUUUGGCGAGGCUUAUGCCGCAUCGAUGCAUUGGGCACUGACCCAGUUUACGCCAGCCACGCAAGACAUCGCUCCGAGCAAUGCGUUGGAGCGUGUCUUCGCGCUCCUCGUGAUUCUCAUGGCCAUUGGAGUGUUCUCGUCCUUUAUUACCUCCAUCACUGCUACCAUGAGCUCUCUCCGGAAAGCCCGGGACGAUACAAACAAGAUUCACAUGACGCUUUUCCGCUUCUUCAACCAGCGGAACCUUUCUGUGGGCCUGUAUGGAAAAGUCGAGGAGGCCCUUCGCAUCGAUGGUUUGGCGUCCGUGCGAGUGAAGGAGAGUGAAGUACCGGUUCUGGCAAAGAUGCCCGAACGGCUGAAAAUGCAGCUGCAUGAAGAGAUGUACCUGCCCUUGGUCCAGGUCCUUGGCUUCUGGCCCACUGCCGAGCCGGAUCAUCAGUACUUCUACUCCAACUUGUGCCACACGUGCAUCUCCGAGGACGUCUGCACACAGCAGCAGGACGUGUUCAUGCCUGGCACCGACUGCAAGAAUGUCCUGGUUAUCGAGACAGGGAUGAUGCACUACUUCGCGCGGAACCAGGCCGGGAUACUCACAAGGAACCAGGAGGUCAAGAACGAGGAUGUGCUCUGCCUGCCCUCCCUCUGGGCCGACUGGCACCACCGCGGCCGCCUGACGGCGAGCAGCGGGACCUGCUACUACAUCAAAAUCAAGGCAGACGAGUUUGCCCUCCUGGCGAACAAGUUUGGGGGGGCCAUGUGGAUUCAUCUGCAAAUUUUCGGUGUUCUCCUGAUCAGCGAGAUCGAGAACAGAGAUGAGCGUAGCAACAUCAAAGAGCAUGUCACAGACAUCCAGCUGAGCCCCUCGGUUCGAAUUCAGAACAGCCGUAUCCUAUGA